UUUCCAUCAAACGUCCAACCAAAUAUUAUCUACACUCUAUUCCGAGAGAUCGAAACUUAUUUAGGGCGACGGGAUUCGCCGUAUGUUUUCAAAUUUCAUUCCUCCAUGAACUUUAUUUUCCCCGACUUUGGACAAAAUUAUAACCCGAUCGAUCUCCUAUCUGCCCACCCAGUCGCCGGUCAAUUUUCUGACCCUUUAGCGCGAGACCAGGUGCAGACUAGCGAACGCUCCCACACCGCGAUUAGCUUAGCUUUAGGGGAUAUACCCCAUACUCUUUACCUCCUCCAUCCCCCCUUGACCUAUCUUCUUGGUCCUCCCUGACAUGUCCCCCUCUCUCCUCCUCUGUUCACCGGCGCGCUCCACUUGCGACUAGCGCGCGACUCGUCAUGUGCAGUUCAGUUUGAGCUCACUCUUUUCAACACAUCCUGCACACUUUGCAGGCGGGCUUGCGAGGGACUACAGAAACCUAUGGGGUGGGCGUCGGUUUAUUUCAUUAACAAAUUCGUGAGCCUAAAGGAAACUCAUUUUUUUCCUUUCCUUCUCAGUUUUGUUUACAUUUUUGUUUUGUCUCUUGCUCACUCGUCGCGCUAUUGCUUUAUCAGCAUUAUCACAAUAUUUUGCCUCAUUGUGAACAUUAAUUCGGAGAGAUAAAAACCAUCUUAAUGCACAAGUUGAUUUUCAGUCGCUGUUGUGGGUUGCAGCUAUCCACGGGACACCGGAAAACCAAGUGUUAAGUCGAUGUGAAUCCGCAGCGGUAGCGCAUCAAUUAUACUGCACGGAACGGCACAAUCUUUGCUCUUCGAAUUGGAUCAGAUAAAGCCCAGAGAUUUUCGGUCCAUCCUACAGCCAGCAGCCACGGUGCCGGCUUCGGCCCUUGGUUUCCGUCUGAGGCGAGGCCACUUGGGAGUGCCGGUGUAGUGGAGGUAUGGACUGUAACUGUGUUAGUGACCUGCUGCUCACUCCACCCGUCCCAACCCUCUGGACACCAGGCAUCGCCUUCCCAGACUGGGCCUAUAAGCCAGAGUCAAGCCCAGGCUCCAGGCAGAUCCAGCUGUGGCACUUCAUCCUGGAGCUGCUGCAGAAGGAGGAAUACCAGGGGGUGAUUGCCUGGCAGGGAGACUAUGGUGAAUUUGUGAUCAAAGACCCAGACGAGGUGGCAAGACUGUGGGGCAUUCGGAAGUGCAAACCUCACAUGAACUACGACAAGCUCAGUCGAGCGCUUAGGUACUACUACAACAAACGAAUUUUGCACAAAACUAAAGGCAAGCGCUUCACCUACAAGUUCAACUUCAGUAAGGUGGUUUUGGUGAAUUACCCGCUGCUGGACAUGGCCAGCUCUCCGUUCCUGCUGGCUCAGAACCACUUCAAUGGAGGAGCAGCCACACCGGACUGCAGCCCUGUCACACCCGAGGCCCUUCAGUCUUUAUUUCCUCGUUUGCCUGAAUCGGGUCGAGGGCCCUCUCUGUUUGAGCGCAGUGCAGGGGCCCCAGGGCCUGAUGGGGACAAGCUGAGACUGGACACUUUUCCUUUCCUCGGCUCAGGGGCUCCUUGUUACUCCAAACCUCCAUCCCUGUUGGGUCCUUACCCGCGGAACCCCUCUUUUGACUACCCCUGGGGCUUCAACCCCUACCUCCCAGGGGCCUUUUCUCUGAACAACUGUCCCAAAUUGCCCCCAGGCUCCCUCUACUCCUCACAUUUCUACCCCAAUCCGCUCCAGUCCAGCCUGUCUCAGCUCCCACACCCCUUCUCUUCACUCUUACCCCCCGGAGACACGACUGGGGCCGAACGCGGUCAAACGGGAGGAACUAACGGUCAGCCCCCCAGACUCUGCAUCCCUCCAUACCCAGGGAGCGUGCCACUUGGUCGGACUGAGUUGGGAAACGGGGGUACGGGUGUAGGCGACCGUGAAAGAGGGGAGACCAACACCGGUGUCACAGGUGGAGGUCUUGGUUUAGGGUUAGGCCUAGGAUUGGGUUUGGGUGGGCUCAGCGUGGGAAGCGGAGGUGGAGGCCGUCAAAGCCCUUCCGAGCGGAGAAAGGGUGUAAAGCAGGAUCCGGAGUCUGACUCUGAGCUGGAGAUCACAGACCUGAGCGACUGCAGCUCGGAGAACGAGAAUGAACCGGACUUCUCUCUAGGGAAGGAGCCAGGGCUGGGUGGUCGCUCACACCUUUUAGAGGCCAAAUCCGGUGGUCUCGGGGGAGUCCUGCCCCCUCUCUCUUCUCUUCCUCCACCUGUGUCCCCACAUCCCCUCAAAAGUCUGGGACCCCUGACUCCUCCACCAUCAUCCCUGCCUCCAUCCCUCUCUCCCUCCCUCAGUAUGGUUGACCGGCACAGGGAAACAGAAACACUUAAACUUGCUCACAGUUAAUAUGUUCUGUUGUGUGAUUUUUGAUGUCUUGCAGGUUCUCUUUCUCUUUUUCUGUCUGUGUAUUCCUGCAUUUGUGAAAUAAUGCUGUAUAUUCCCAUUUCAUUUUUCCCCCUCCUCUGUUCCGCUGUCCUCCGAAGCCACUCAUGCGGUCUUAAUAUCAGAGCUUUCAAUUUCUGCUUUUCUCAAUUUCUGUAUCGCACAAUGAGACUCUCAAUGCAAUCUUAGUUUUUGUCACUCUGAGUGUAGACGUGCAGCACACACACACACAAACAAAACAGCUUUUCAGAUUAGAAUGUUUAAAUAUCUAAAGAAUUCUUAUUCUCAAAUCUCCAUUAGAAAACAGAGAUAUUUUAUAGCCAAGACAGCACAGUAAUGGAAUAUGCAGAUCUUUUAUCACCACUUUUUGAAUUGCACUGCAUUCUGGCCAUGCUGAGAUAGGCAGGAAGUUUGUUCUGCUUGGUGUAUUUCACAGACUUUUUCAUAAGUUAAUGCUAAGCUCGGCAAUACAGUGUUCAGCUGAACAGUGUAACACAAGCAAAAUGCAAUAAUGGCAACACUGAUAAUAAUUUUAAGGUGAUUCAGUGUUGCAAUAAAGCACUUUUGUUUUAUUGUGCUGAUGCAGAAAAAUAUAUGGUCAAACAUUGCCAUCUUGUGGAUAUAUUUUUCAAAGCCCAUCAUAGUUUUUUUUUUUUUUUUUAAGAGAAACUUAUUUAUUUUAUUUAUUUAUUUAUUUUAACUUUCAAAUUUCAUGUCCAGUCCAUGUCUUUUUUAAAAUGUUCAAAAAAUUUAUGAGCCUGAAAAUGAGAGACAGAGUCAAUACUGCUCAUGUCAGUGAAUAUUUAAAGUUUGUAUCUAUUUCAUUGUAUAUAUUUUAUUAUUGUGUACAUUAUGUUUAAUUACUAUUACUAUAUGGGAUAGUUGUAUUGGUGUCAUUUUACUCUGUACCUAAUUGAAGAGUGAUAUAUGAGACAGGGAAAUGGAUAAGUAUAUGUGUAGUGACCCAAAGUUGACCAAGAUGGAGCAAUUGUUUUUCACAUUGCUCAUAAGAAUGGUUUAGAGUUUAGACGGAAAGGGUGCGCAAAAAAUAUUCUGCUCCCUCUAAUUGUGCCCUGUGGAAAUUUGCUCCAGAUACCUCAGAAAAGUAGAUGACCCUACUGGACUGAGUUAUGCCGGUAGUCUUAUAUUUCAAUAAUUCAUUCACCCAGUGGUGAUGUACUAUAAUUAAUCAAGUGUGAAUAAUAUUAGUUGCAGCAUCUGCUCAUUUCUUUAACCAAUGUUCAUUCUAAUGUUUAAGUUUGAUAUAUGAACAUCCAAUCUGAAUAUAAAGACAAUACAUAAGAGCAGAAUGACACACAUUGAUGAAUGGAUUUUCCAUUGAAAACAAUUCAGACAAGGUGAGAACAAAAGGGAACAAGUUUAAUACAA
Megalobrama amblycephala (Wuchang bream) is the source of this 3793-nucleotide messenger RNA. RefSeq names its product Ets2 repressor factor like 1 (gene erfl1). Bases 926 to 2368 code for a protein of 480 amino acids. The record is from RefSeq and is a predicted model, not a curated record. Gene Ontology annotation, cellular component: nucleus. Lineage: Eukaryota; Metazoa; Chordata; Actinopteri; Cypriniformes; Xenocyprididae. The transcript has 7 exons. Gene Ontology annotation, biological process: cell differentiation; regulation of transcription by RNA polymerase II. Gene Ontology annotation, molecular function: DNA-binding transcription factor activity, RNA polymerase II-specific; sequence-specific DNA binding.